This is a messenger RNA of Aspergillus clavatus NRRL 1, 2436 nucleotides long. Its product is annotated as DNA replication licensing factor MCM7. Gene Ontology annotation, molecular function: single-stranded DNA binding; ATP hydrolysis activity; single-stranded DNA helicase activity. The transcript has 4 exons. Gene Ontology annotation, cellular component: MCM complex; nucleus. The record is from RefSeq and is a predicted model, not a curated record. The coding region runs from base 1 to 2436 and encodes 811 amino acids. Gene Ontology annotation, biological process: double-strand break repair via break-induced replication; DNA strand elongation involved in DNA replication; DNA replication initiation. Lineage: Eukaryota; Fungi; Ascomycota; Eurotiomycetes; Eurotiales; Aspergillaceae.
AUGGCUCUCCUUCAAUACCAUGCGCCUGUCGACUACGCGGCGCAGUUGGAUUCCUUCAAAGACUUCCUGCAACAUUUUAAAAGUUUCGAAUCGGCUUCGGAAGCAGCUGCCACCGAGGCUAUCGAAGAUCUGCGCAUUGAUGAAGAUGGCACCAGCGACGAAUAUGACUUUAUGGAUGAUGUGGAUGAGGCAAACGGGGGAGGAGCACGCCGCCGGCGCCGAGAACCGAAGCUCAAAUACAUGCAGAUAUUGCAGGACAUAGCAGACCGGGAGCGGACGAAUGUUUUGAUUGAAUUGGAUGACCUGGCUACAUACGAGAAAUCUCUUCCCGAAGACACAGACUUGAAGCUUGUGGAAUCCAUACAGCAGAACACCAAGCGCUAUAUCGAUGUUUUCUCUCAAGCGGUUGAUGCGAUUAUGCCUACGGAGACGAGGGAGAUCACCUUCAAGGACGAUGUUCUCGAUGUCAUUAUGUCGCAACGUGAAAAGCGAAAUGAGGCCAUGGCCAUGGCCAUGGAGGCCGACGCGGAGGCGGCAGCCACUCCCGCCAUGUUUCCUCCCGAAUUGACGCGCCGGUACACCCUCAACUUCAAGCCUCUUACUCCAUCUGGGUCAAGUAGCGAGCGGGACUCCAAGGCCCUUGCCGUUCGAAAUGUGCGCGCAGAGCAUCUGGGUAGCCUGAUCACAGUUCGCGGCAUCACUACCCGAGUGUCGGAUGUCAAGCCAUCGGUUCAGAUCAACGCUUAUACUUGUGACCGGUGCGGAUGUGAGGUGUUCCAGCCAGUGACCACCAAACAAUUCCUUCCAAUGACGGAGUGCUUGUCACAGGAAUGUAAGCAGAACAACUCGAAGGGUCAACUGUUUCUUUCCACUCGUGCUUCGAAAUUUGUUCCAUUCCAGGAGGUAAAAAUCCAAGAGAUGGCAGAUCAGGUUCCCGUCGGUCAUAUCCCACGCACGCUCACCAUCCACUGCCAUGGAAGUCUAACACGACAGCUCAAUCCGGGUGAUGUUGUUGAUGUCGCCGGCAUUUUCCUUCCCACUCCCUAUACUGGAUUCAGAGCUAUCCGCGCCGGCCUUCUCACAGAUACAUACAUGGAAGCCCAACAUAUUACACAACAUAAGAAAUCCUACAAUGACCUCGGCAUGGACAGUCGGACGCUGCGCAAGAUUGAACAGUACCAGAAGUCCGGAAAUAUGUACGAAUACUUGUCCCGUUCAAUUGCUCCCGAAAUCUACGGUCAUCUGGACGUGAAGAAGGCUUUGCUGCUCCUGCUGAUUGGAGGUGUAACGAAGGAGAUGGGUGACGGCAUGCAUAUUCGUGGUGAUAUCAACAUUUGCCUUAUGGGUGAUCCUGGUGUUGCCAAAUCGCAGUUGCUGAAAUACAUUACCAAGGUUGCCCCACGUGGUGUUUAUACGACUGGACGAGGCAGUAGCGGCGUUGGUCUCACAGCUGCAGUCAUGAGAGAUCCAGUCACGGACGAGAUGGUGCUGGAGGGAGGUGCUCUGGUGCUCGCAGACAAUGGUAUCUGCUGUAUUGAUGAAUUCGACAAGAUGGACGACUCUGACCGAACCGCGAUCCACGAAGUGAUGGAACAACAGACAAUCUCGAUCUCCAAAGCGGGUAUUACAACAACGCUUAAUGCUCGCACUUCCAUCCUGGCAGCAGCCAACCCGCUUUAUGGGCGGUAUAACCCACGGGUCUCUCCAGUUGAGAACAUCAAUCUGCCCGCUGCUUUGCUCUCGCGUUUCGACAUCAUGUUCCUCAUCCUUGAUACCCCAUCGCGCGACGCAGACGAAGAGCUGGCCAACCACGUUACGUACGUCCACAUGCACAACAGGCAUCCUGAGACAGAGGACGCUGGUAUCAUGUUCACUCCCCACGAAGUUCGUCAAUACAUUGCCAAGGCGCGCACAUAUCGACCGGUGGUGCCCUCGUCAGUUUCCGAUUAUAUGGUCGGGGCUUACGUGAGAAUGAGAAAGCAGCAAAAGAGCGAUGAAGCCAGCAAGAAGCAAUUUUCUCAUGUAACACCACGUACCCUACUUGGCGUCGUUCGUCUCUCGCAAGCUCUUGCCCGCCUUCGCUUCAGCGAGGAAGUGAUCAGAGAGGACGUCGAUGAGGCGCUGCGCCUGGUUGAGGUCAGCAAGGCAUCAUUGGCCAAUGAUGGCCAUUCUGGCGUGGACCAAAGCCCCAGCAGUAAGAUUUACAACCUGGUCCGUGGCAUGCGGGAGAGCGGUGCUGCAGCUGUCGGAGACGGCGAAGAGGGUGAACUCAGCAUGAGAAGGAUUCGGGAGCGUGUUUUGGCCAAGGGAUUCACUGAGGAUCAGCUCACGAUGGCGAUCGACGAAUACGAGGAGCUUAAUGUCUGGCAAGUCGUUAACAACGGAACGCGCCUCAUUUUCCUGGAUCUUGGCGAUGACGAGGCAAUGGAUAUCUAA